This is a messenger RNA of Physeter macrocephalus (sperm whale), 931 nucleotides long. RefSeq names its product 60S ribosomal protein L31-like. Gene Ontology annotation, biological process: cytoplasmic translation. Gene Ontology annotation, molecular function: structural constituent of ribosome. Lineage: Eukaryota; Metazoa; Chordata; Mammalia; Artiodactyla; Physeteridae. The transcript has a single exon. The record is from RefSeq and is a predicted model, not a curated record. Bases 434 to 742 code for a protein of 102 amino acids. Gene Ontology annotation, cellular component: cytosolic large ribosomal subunit; ribosome.
CCCAUGUUCUUGGAAGUAACUGAACUAAGGCUGGAAUAGUGGGGAUUGAGAAAAUGAAUGACUUGGAAGAAGAUACUGCAGCAGCAGUUUGUGGAGACCCUCUUUCUGCCCCCUGCUCAGGCAUCCAGGGCAGGUGAAACAUCCAGAUGCAUAGGACCCUUUGGUUGUGCCAUCUUGGUUCACUCCUUGCUGCCACCACUAGAUGGGCACUCAUCUGUUUCCUGGGACACGGAUCUAGGGCUCUCUCCAGUUCCUCCCAGGGUCUCCAGCAUGAUUCCUUCUCUCUCUUUGCACCCGGCGCAGAACAAAUAGACCAGUGAGAGGACAGAAUGCAGAUGGCAUAUCUCUCAUAUAAUUUACCUAAUCAGGUUGCUUGCUUACUUACUCAUUUAAUAAACAUGUAUGGAUUCCUUUCCAACCCGGGCAGGGCAGGAUGGCUCCCACAAAGAAGGGUGGUGAGAAGAAGAAGGGCCGCUUCACCAUCAACAAGGUGGUGACCAGAGAAUACACCAUCAACAUUCACAGGUGCUUCCACGGAAUGGGUUUCAAGGAGCGUGCCUCUCGGGCACUCAGAGAAAUCCGGAAAUUUGCAGUGAAGGAGACGGGAACUCCAGAUGUACGCAUUGACGCCAGGCUCAACAAAGCCAUCUGGGCCAAAAGAAUAAGGAAUGUUCCAUACCGUAUCCAUGUGCGGUUGUCCAGAAAGUAUGAUGACGGUGAAGAUUCACCAAACAAGUUCUAAACAUUGGUUACCUAUGUACCUGUCACCACUUUUCAAAAAUCUACAGCUAGUUGAUAUAGAUGAGAACUAACUGCUGAUUGUCCAAUAAAGUUAUAGAACUGCCAAAAACACAAACAAACAAAAAUGUAUGGAAAACCUACCAUAGGCCGAAAACUUGCUCUGGAGAUGCAAGACCUCAAGAAGUUCACA